AGAACAUGGCGUUUCAUUUGUCCCCCGAAAACGGAAAAUGCGCCCAAAGCAACAGCCCAGCUGAAGAUCUUCCACGUUUACACAUCCGAACUCCUCCUACAGAAGCACACAACUGACUGCACAAGCCUCACUCACAGCCAACAUUUUCCUAAAAAUGGUACGGGGGAUUAAUUUGAGUUUAUUGCUGGCGACUUGGUUCUCCGUGGACUGUAACCCCGGGCCUAUCGAUGAUAUUGCAGUCGAUCGAUACUUCAUUCCUAAGCGCUGCAUCAGAGAAGUGAAAUCAGGAGAUUUCGUACGGUAUCACUAUAACGGCACUUUUACUGACGGAAAACUGUUUGACUCUAGCUAUGAUAGGGGGACUGCAUUCUUUGGACAGGUGGGCCAAAAGUGGCAGAUUGCUGGUGUGGACAAAGGCAUUCUGGGUAUGUGUGUGAAUGAGCGUAGGAAGAUCACUGUGCCCCCCCACUUGGCCUACGGUAGCCAAGGAGCAGGUGAUAAAGUGCAGCCAGACACAACAUUAGUGUUUGAUCUGGUUCUACUGGACAUUUUUAACAGGGCAGACCAGGUUCAGACCAAAGUCAUCAGUACACCUAAAGAAUGCAAGCGUUCAGUCAUGAGGACUGACUUUGUGCGUUUUCACUUUAAUGGCACAUUGCUGGAUGGCACUGUGUUUGACUCCAGCCACAAGCGUUCCCAGACGCAGGAUUCAGUGGUUGGGGAAGGUUGGCUCAUAAAAGGCUUGGAUGAAGGGUUGCUGGGCAUGUGUGUGGGAGAAAUACGACACUUCAUCAUCCCCCCAUUUCUGGCAUUUGGAGAAAAAGGAUAUGGCACAGAAAUCCCUCCUCAUGCAUCAUUAGUGUAUCACAUUCUCCUGGAAGACCUCCACAACCCUAAAGAUGACAUUAUUGUGGAGGUCGUGGAAGCACCUGAACCAUGUACACGCAAGUCUGUUGCAGGCGAUUACAUUCGCUACCACUACAAUGCUUCCUUCCUCAAUGGCAUGACAUUUGACUCCAGCUAUCAGCAUAACCAGACGUACAACACAUACAUUGGAAUGGGCUACAUGAUCUCUGGAAUAGACAAAGGCUUGCAGGGUGUGUGUACAGGAGAGAGGAGAAGAAUCAUCUUGCCGCCUCAUCUUGCAUAUGGCCAGCAGGGGGCAGGCAAGGACAUUCCAGGUUCAGCCGUGUUGGUCUUUGAUAUCCAUGUGAUAGACUUCCACAACGUCAAAGAUCCUGUGCAUGUGGAGAUCACACAUAGACCUGAGGUGUGUAAUGAAACCAGUGAGGUGAAUGACUUCAUUGAGUACCACUACAACUGCUCACUGCUGGACGGCACGCUGCUUUUUACAUCGAGGGACUAUGACACCCCACAGGAUGUGGUGCUUGGAGGGGGUAAAAUAAUUGAUGGCCUAGAUGAGGCUCUUAGGAAUGUGUGUGUAGGAGAGAGACGGACGGUCAUAGUGCCACCACACCUUGGACAUGGAGAGAAAGGAGCUGGUAUUGUCCCAGGGAGUGCAGUGCUACGGUUCGAACUGGAGUUGGUGUCCCUGCAGAAAGGGGUUCCUGAAGGCUACCUCUUCAUUUGGCUCGAAGAAAGUCCAGUUCAGCUAUUUGAGGCACUAGACAGCAACCAGGACCAACAGGUCCCUUUAGAGGAGUUUUCACAGUUCAUCAAACAGCAGGUCUUAGAAGGAAAAGGACGUCUUAAACCAUCUCAGGAUCCAGAUAGUGUCAUCAGGGAUAUGUUCAAGAACCAGGAUAGGAACACUGAUGGUCUGAUCACUCCGGAUGAGCUAAAACUAAAAGUGGAUGAAGACAAAACACGCCAUGAAGAACUGUGAAACAUGUUCACAAAAGCAUGUGAAUGUACAUGCAUUCAGACAGAGAACAAAGCAACAGACUCAUCAUCCUGAGGCUGAAAACCGGACCAACUUGCUUUCCAGUAUUAAAAGUUUGUACAUUUGAUGGUCACAUAUUUUUAUACUCCUAAAAAUGUUGGAUCUCAAAAAUGCAUUUGUGCCAUUUAAUAAAAUGUCCAAAACUUAAGUACUUGCAAACAUUUUAUUUUGAAAUAUGAUGACUACCCUUACAAAAAAGAGAAAUGUAUUCAAGUGUGCUAUUAGUUUACUUCUUGUGGACUGAAAAUAAGAGAAAAUACUUGUAACUAAUAAUUUGAUCAAGCUAUACUUAAGAAAAUAUAAUAAUUAAAUAGUUAAGUAUGAUUAAUCUAAGGUUUGGAAUAACUAAGAUUUUUUUGUUGUUGUUUACAAAAAAAAAAAAAGUCCCCAAUGCUGCAUUUACUACUGUAUUAAUAUAUUAUGUAGUAUAUGUAAAUUUCCAGCAGCCAUUAUGCCAGUCUUCAGCGUCACAUGAUCCUAAGAACAGGGUUCCUCAAAUCUUGUCCUGGAUGGCUAACGCCCUGCCAAGUUUAGCUCCAACCUGACUCCAAACUCACCUGAGCAAGCUAAUCAGGGUCUUCAGGAUCAUUAGAAAACCAAAGUUAGGUGAGUUUUAUCAGGGUUUAAGCUAAACUCUGCAGGGCAGCGGCCCCCCAGGACUGUAUUUGAGGAACCCUGCUUCAUUCUAAUAUGCUAAUUAUACUAGUAAGUCAGGGGUGGCCAACAUCAGUCCUGGAGAGCCACAGUCCUGCUCCAAGUUUGAUUAAAAAACUCACCUGCUUCUAACUUAGUGUGCAAUGACCUUAAGCGUUACCACAGAGUCCGAAAUGCGUUUUUCCGCAUUCCUCAUCCUUUCCUAUCAAAAUGCAUGCUACAGAUGCAAAAACACAGAAAAUCGAACCUGAUCCGAAUUUUAUGACGGACGAAAGUAAACGUGAUUGACACAACGUGAGGUUGUAUUUAUUUUUUAACGUGCAAAAAUUUCAGACUCAGUGUGCAAUGACCUUUAGACCUUGAUUAGCUUGUUCAUGUGUGUUUGAUUAGGGUUGGAGAGAAACUCUGCAGGACUUUGGCUCUCCAGGACCGGCGUUGGGUAUGCCUGUUUUAAAAUAGUAUAUAAAUUAGUGCUGUCAAGCGAUUUAAUCCCAUCCAAAAUAAGUUUUUGUUUACAUAAUAUAUGUGUGUGUACUGUGUAUAUUUAUUAUGUAUAUAUAAAUACACACACAUACAUGUAUAUGUUUCAGAAAAAUGUUAUGUUUAUAUAUUAAAUAUAUUUAUAUAUAAUAUAAAUUAUAUGAAUAUAAAUUUAUACAAUUAUAUACUCAGCACACACACACGUUAUGUAAACAAAAACGUUUAUUUUGGAUGCGUUUGACCGCACUACUAUACAUACUAAAUAGUGAAGUAAAAGUAUAAUGUUAACUUCACUUGAAAGCCAAGUAUACUUGCAGUAUGAAAACUAACAAGUUUUCCUGUAGUAUGGAUCACAGUAUAGUUGCAGUACAAAUAAAAAACUCAAAAUGUACUACUGUUACUAAGCAGCCAAUUUAGUCCCAAUAAGUACUAAAAUAAUACAUUAAUUUUAGAACACUUACAUGGGGUAUAACGUAAAUAUUCUUGAACUCUAGUUAGAAUGAAGUAUACUUUUUUCUUUUGUUUUGGUAAGGGUAAUAUUUUUUGUUCAUUCAUCCUUUUAUAAUGCUCUUCUGUGAUAGGUGAUUUUUAUGGCUGUAUUUUCAGGGUGAAUGCAGAUGAAAUUAGCAUAUUAUCAUUUGAUAAUAUGCAUAUUAGUAUAUUAUCAUGAUCACUUGAUGGAUGUAGCCGUGCUUAAUUUAUGCUACUAUUUCUGUCUUAUCUUUGCAUUGGUUUCUAUUGGACUUUGUGCAUAUGUGUGUCCACCAGUCACCAGAACUCUGUACAAUUAAAAUGGCAAAAGGUUUGCUCAAUUUGACCAUAUUAUUUCCUAUAGACACUUCUGCAACAGAUCUCAUGUCAAUUUGCACACAGUUGUGAAAUAAUCAUAUUCUAUGUGAAAAUGCCUUGAUUAAUCUAAAAUCAACACUGUAGUACA
Molecule: messenger RNA, 3974 nt
Organism: Onychostoma macrolepis
Lineage: Eukaryota; Metazoa; Chordata; Actinopteri; Cypriniformes; Cyprinidae
Gene: fkbp10b
Product: FKBP prolyl isomerase 10b
Exons: 10
Coding region: 155-1846 (563 amino acids)
Molecular function (GO): calcium ion binding; peptidyl-prolyl cis-trans isomerase activity
Source: RefSeq, a predicted model, not a curated record